Oncorhynchus gorbuscha (pink salmon) is the source of this 3032-nucleotide messenger RNA. Its product is annotated as macoilin. NCBI's taxonomy places the organism in Eukaryota, Metazoa, Chordata, Actinopteri, Salmoniformes, Salmonidae. The transcript has 11 exons. The record is from RefSeq and is a predicted model, not a curated record. Bases 126 to 2114 code for a protein of 662 amino acids. Gene Ontology annotation, biological process: neuronal signal transduction. Gene Ontology annotation, cellular component: rough endoplasmic reticulum membrane.
UUCAUUCAUACACAAAGCCUCAAAAUAUCAGGUUGUUUUCUAACAAGGCCAUCCAUAUUCGUUUUUUCCUACAUUGAUUGCCGCUUUUUGCGGUUUAUUAGAGCACAAGGAAUAGAAGCCAUACAAUGAAGAAACGUUAUGUGGACGCAAGCAAGCUACGGAAAAUGAAAAAGAUAAAAAUUACGGAGGAGAUAUCUGAAAGCGCUUACACCUUUCUGAAGUUUAUGAUCGUGUGGACUCUGGUGCUCCUGGCAGAUUUUAUACUGGAGUUUCGAUUGGAAUACCUGUGGCCCUGUUGGCUAUUCUUCAGGAGCGUCUACACCACUUUCCACUGCCAUGGGCUGGUGAUUUGUGUGGUGUUUGUGUGUGCGGCGUUCACCCUGGACAUCUUUUGUUUCAUUUUUGUUCCCCUCCACUGGUUGUUCUUCGCAGCCAGCACCUAUGUCUUAUUCAAUUACAUUUGGCACACAGAGAAAGGCAUCUGUAUGUCAACGGUGUCCCUGUGGGUGUCCCUGUGGGUGAUGCUGGUGUACACGGAUGCUUCGUUGAGGCUCAAAGAUCUGAACAACUCCCACGCCAACCUGUCUCAUCUCUUCGCAGCGCACUGCAUUGGCUACCCUGUUGUCUAUCUGGGGUUUGACGCCACAUGUUACUUCACCAGCAUCUUCAAACUGCGGACGCAGAAAGCUGUGCAGAGCGAAAACAACUUCCAUAUGCACCUCCUGGAACAGUCCCUACCUCUGGGCCUGCAGCUUUACCCCAAGAGCAUCACAGACGACAAUGGCAACUCAAAGUGGAGGCCUAAACCCGAGUCCAGUCAGUACCAGUGUCAGAACGGUGCUGUGGCGUCUGACGAGAGACUCACCAUGGACUGCCUCCAGAUCCACAGUGGAGUGGAGCAGGGAGGGACUGAGAGGGGUGUGGAGGCAACAACGCUGGGAGACUCAAAUCCCCAGCCACCCCCGUCCUCCAAACCCAGAGACCCCCCCACCGACGGUGGAACAGGAGGAAGGUCGACAGGAGGAGGGUCGACUGAGUCUUCGGCCACCACCGAAAAUCUACCUCAGGAGGAGCAAAGCGGCAAAGUCCCCCGUGCCGCCAAAAGCUCAUCCUCCUCCCCCAAAGCACGCAGGAUGUCCCCUGGCGCCGCUAGCAUCCCUUCGCCUCCUCCCACUGGCAGGUCUGAAAGGAAGCAGAAGAACGGGUCCAAAACGGUCAGCCCCAAUCGGCACGCCACAGACAAGGGCCCCGUCGCGCCAAAUCCUCACGCUGACCAAAUCACUAAGCUGGAGCAGGAGAUGAGGAGGCUGAAGGGCGAGCUGCAGGCCAGCAGACAAGGUGAGCAGGAGCUGCGCAGCCACGUCUGCAACCUGACCAACAGCGAGCACAGCCUGAGGCCCGAGGUGUCUUUGCUCAGGCAGAACAACGAUCUGCUCCAGAGCAAGAUCUUGUCUCUGACCAAGACCAAGCAGAAAGACAAGCAGAUCAGCGCCGUGCUAGAGAAGAAGACCAGAGCAGAGACAGAGGCCAGGCUCUCCAUAGAGAAACAGCUGGCCGAACUCCAGGCUCACAAAAUAGAGGAGGCGGCCAUCUUAGCUCGUAGUAGUCUACCAAACAGGCAGGAACACUCUGUGACCCUAAUGUUAAGGAAAAAAGAAAAAGAUCUAGAGACAGAGUACAAACAACUACAGCUGGAGAGUCAAGGGAAAGAGGGCCGUCUAAUAGCUCUAGUGAAUGAAGUCGAGGCCCUGGGGAAGUAUCGUUAUGUGGAACAGGAGGAGCAGGAUGUGCUGCUCUCUGCCCUGUCAGCCCUGCAGGACAAGGCUCAGCACCUGGAGUACAACCUGAGCGCCGAGACGCGUAUCAAACUGGACCUGUUCUCAGCCCUGGGAGACACCCGCAGGCAGCUGGAGAUAACACAAGGAAAAGUACUCAAGCAGGAUAAGGAGAUUGGCGAGAUGAAACGCAAGAUCGCCGAGGUCAUGGCUGUCAGUCCUGGCAUGUCCUUCAUGACGCCGCGGCCCGCAGUACCGCAGUACCUCACCAAGUUCCUCAACUCAGAGCGCUAUGUGCUCAACCCACGGGCGCUGAUGUACCAGUGUCUUAAGAAAUAAGAAUCCACCACAACCUGUUGAAAACAUGCGGUAGACCAUCUUAAGCCUUAUCUUGAGCAGGGCUCCGCCUGUGCAGUCACUUGUAACACGUCUAUCUCCUAGAAACGGGAGAGCACCCAAGAGACUUCCUGGUUGUGGCGAUGAUGUCACAGUGCUCAACAACAUUAUCAGUCUCAAGGAUUUGUAUACGGUAGUUCUCACAAAACAUAAACUGUCAGAUGAUUACCUUCUCAGUAACUCUCCAUAAAAUCAUUGGCGAGGUGGGAAACAAAAAGCCUUUGGCUGCUUCACAGGUGCUUAAUUCACAAAGCAAAUAUUCCUUAGUCUUUCCUCUGAAGAAGUAUUUGAGUUUAGAGGACUUGUGAGAUUACUGACGCCUACGGCGAUGUUUUAAUGUAACAUUGAGCUCCCUUGACUACAGUAAAUAUGACAUUUUAUAGAUGCUCGUCCGUUAGGACACUGUUGGCUUUUCAAUUCAGAAUCCUGACACAAUGUACCGUGUAAUGUGAUUUGGGUUGAGCAAGAUUAGGUUGGAAGAGAAUUGGGCUGUCUGAGCUCACUCUUAGCAACUCUGUCCUUAUGUCGUUGUUUUCGGUUUCUCUCUCUUAUUCAUUUGCCUUAUAUUGAUGGGCAACGUUUAUUCAAUGCAUGUAUUGCCAGUGGACAAACCCCUGGCCUUGAUUAUCAACCUUUUGGGUCCUUUGGACAGUGUCACUUCAAGUUAAAGGAUGAUCAGGUCGUACCAGACCUGGGUUCAAAUACUAUUUGAAAUCAAUACUUCCUUGAGCUUGUCUGGAACAAUGGUGUAACGGCGUUCGUCUGUUGAAGGAAGAGAGUCGGACCGAAAUGCAGCGUGUUUGUUACUCAUGAUCUUUAAUGAAUGAAAACGUGAUACAUGAAAUAACUAUACAAUACAAA